Messenger RNA from Filobasidium floriforme, 2397 nucleotides. RefSeq names its product Alpha/Beta hydrolase protein. Gene Ontology annotation, biological process: L-homoserine metabolic process. NCBI's taxonomy places the organism in Eukaryota, Fungi, Basidiomycota, Tremellomycetes, Filobasidiales, Filobasidiaceae. The transcript has 6 exons. The record is from RefSeq and is a predicted model, not a curated record. Bases 138 to 2288 code for a protein of 716 amino acids. Gene Ontology annotation, molecular function: homoserine O-acetyltransferase activity; L-serine O-acetyltransferase activity.
AGUAAACUGCUGGGCUGGAUUGACAUUCGAUUGACAUGUUCAAACAAAUAACCAGCAACUGACAUCACCUAUCCUCCAUUCCACACCACUCUUCUACCCUCUAGUACGCUCCAUUCCAGUCCUUAGAGACGUCGAGCAUGUCAUCCCGAUCGAUCCUCCAACGAGCUCGAACAACGACCCGACACCUCGUAUCAUCCACCUCUUCCCGCAACAUCUCUUGCUCAUCGGUCCGUCUCGACGAUUCGCCAAUCCCCAGCCCAUUUCAACCUAAACCUCACCUCCGACCAGAAGCUCUUCAAGGCGUCUUGCGUUAUUCUACGUCGUCAUCCUCGUCGUCUUUACCGACAUCCUCCUCACACGCCUACUCUACCAAGUCCUCCCGACCCGCUGACCCACCUACUAAACCUAGCCCCGAGUCCCUCUUGGAUACAAGCCGAUCACACGAACACGACGAUAGCAAACGCAAAGAACAGAUCAAAUAUGAUCAGGACCACGAUGUGCGGUUGCACCACGAACACCUCGCUCCUGUCGCUCCCAAGCUACCGCCGAGACGUCGACCGAAUUAUCAAGCGGCCGGGUUCGGGUUGAGCGGGGAUUACGGGCGGAAAGCUCAGCCUGGGCCGAUAGCAGGAAGGCAGGGAGGGAAGAAAAGGACGACGGAUAGAAGUGAUAAGAAGGCGGUGGUAUCGACCGAGGACAAGGAAGAGCCGGCUAGUCCAGAUCUACCUGCCCAGCCGACGCCUCAUACGUCCGCUUUCACUCGGCAUGAUCCGAAUGUGCAAGUCUUGGGCACGGGGACGGGCGGGAAUGUGCAGAUGUCUUCCUCCGCAGGAGGAGUUGGAGGCGCGGGAGAGGUUCUAGGUGUACAAGGUAGUGAGGUGAGGAGGAUGGACGAAGGUGAAAAGGACGCGGUGGAUGGGAACGAGGCUGAAGCGUGUUACGUCCCUCCACCAUCGACUCUGGCAUACCAUCAUCCAUCCCCUCUCCCGCUCAUCUAUUCUCCUCACCCCUUGCCAAACUAUACCAUCGCCUACGAAACGUGGGGCAACCUCAACGCCGAUCGAUCCAAUGCCAUCCUCCUUCAUACAGGUCUCUCGGCGUCCUCUCAUGUCGCUUCGGGCGGGAACGGGGUGAGCGAGGACGUCGCUUCGAGAAAGGGUUGGUGGGAGGAUUUCGUUGGCAGUGGCAAGGCGAUCGAUACGGAUAGGUUUUUCGUCAUAUGCACGAAUACAAUUGGAGGUUGUUUCGGCUCGACGGGUCCGUCCUCUCAAUGGCCCCACGGCGAAGAAGGCGAACGCUGGGCUACCCGCUUCCCCACCCUCUCAUUGUUCGACAUGGUCCGUGCGCAACUUUCCUUAUUGGACGGACUAGGGAUCGACAAGCUGUACGCCAGUAUAGGUAGCUCGAUGGGAGGGAUGCAGAGUCUGGCUUUGGCUUAUCUGGAGCCGGAGCGGGUGGGCAGGGUGGCGAGUAUCAGCGCUACGGGGAGGAGCGGGUUGGGUGGAGUCGGGAUGAGGUUUGCCCAGAGGAGCGUAUUGAUGUCGGAUCCCAACUGGAAUCGAGGAUUCUAUUACGACGGUGUACCCCCUCACGCAGGGAUGAAGCUCGCUCGACAGAUCGCUACGAUUACGUACCGAUCAGGCCCAGAGUGGGAACAACGUUUCGGAAGGAAGAUGCUUAGCGAGACGGUAGACGAGCGGGGUGAAAAAGUCGUUGGUGUACCCAGCCUGAGUCCGGAUUUCCUGAUCGAGACUUAUCUCGACCACCAGGGCGAACGGUUCUGUCUGACGUACGACGCCAACUCGAUGAUCUACCUGUCCAAGGCGAUGGACCUCUUUGACAUGACCGACGACAUGCUCGCCGCCCUCUCGGACAAGUUCAAGUCGGCCUACCCUGACGACCCAAACCCCUUCCCCCACCCUACCGACAACGUCAGCCCGGAACUCGGAGAAAACAUUUCGUCUUCGAGCGUCAUCGGACCCAUCUCCAGCCAGACGGAAAAGCACAAGAAAAAGUACGCGGCGCCGUUCAUCCCGACUUCGAAAUCUCCGCAUUUGGCCUCGCUCGCCAAGGGGUUAGCUCGACUCCAAAACAUUCCCGCCCUCAUUCUUGGUGUGCAGUCCGACGUGCUCUUCCCGGUCGAGCAGCAGCGAGAAUUAGCAGAUGCGCUCAAGCUCGCCGGGAACGAAAAGGUCAGCUAUUACGAACUUGGAGGAGUGUGGGGGCAUGAUACCUUUUUGCUCGACGUUCAAGGGGUCGGAGGCGCCAUCAGAGGGUUCUUGCAUUGAUAGUAAAGGAGGCACAGUCAGGGAAAUACCGGUUGUAGUCAAGGACGAACAGGUUGUACCAUCAUGGGCAAAUGUACCGGGCAUCUGACAGGGAUUUGGUCUCGUUUUG